AUGAUGCACCAUCACAAAAUCCCUGAAGAAUGCAGUGUGUUGGUAGUCGGCGGGGGACCUGGUGGCUCUUAUGCAGCAGCGGCCCUGGCUCGUGAGGGUAUCGAUACGGUGUUGUUAGAAGCAGACGUAUUUCCGAGAUACCAUAUCGGAGAGAGUAUGCUCGCAUCAAUCCGUCAUUUUCUACGCUUCAUCGAUUUGGACGAAACAUUCAAGAAUCAUGGGUUCACCAAGAAGGUGGGAGCAGCAUUCAAGCUCACAGAAAAGCGUGAAGGAUACACGGAUUUCAUCGCCGCCGGUGGACCGGAAAACUACGCUUGGAAUGUAAUCCGAUCCGAAGCCGAUGAAUUAAUGUUCAAACAUGCAGGAAAUUGCGGCGUCAAGAACUUCGACGGAGUGAAAGUCACUGCGGUAAAUUUCAUUCCCUCAAUCUCCACCGACCCAAGUCCCCUAAGAACAGACACCUCGGAACCCAAUCCAGGCCGACCAAUAUCAGCCACCUGGUCGAAAAAAGACGGCAGUUCUGGAACAAUCAGGUUUGAAUACAUCGUAGAUGCAAGCGGUAGAGCUGGUCUUAUGAAUACGAAAUAUAUGAAAAAUCGCAACUACAAUAAGGGAUUGAAGAAUGUGGCAAGUUGGGGAUAUUGGAAAGGAGCAGCUAAAUAUGCUAUUGGUACCGACAGAAAUAACUCCCCUUAUUUUGAGGCUUUGAGAGAUGAAAGUGGAUGGUGUUGGAUGAUUCCCCUUCAUGACGGUACCACAUCCGUAGGUAUCGUCAUGAACCAAGACGUUUCCAUGUCCAAGAAACAAGCAAUGAAUUCCCCGAGCACCAAAGACUUCUACCUCGAAUCUCUCAAACAGGCCCCUCAGAUCCUGGAAUUUUUAUCCAAAGCCUCACUCGAAACAGAUAUCAAAGCCGCGUCUGAUUAUUCCUACAGUGCAUCUUCGUACGCCAUGCCCUAUUGCCGCAUCGUGGGCGACGCGGGAUGUUUCAUCGAUCCUUACUUCUCUUCUGGUGUACAUCUUGCGUUGACUGGUGCUUUGUCUGCCGCAAUGACUAUAUGUGCUGCGAAGAAAGGUGAUUGUAGCGAGGAAAUGGCAGGAUCGUGGCAUUCGAAGAAAGUUUCAGAGGGGUACAAUCGAUUUUUAUUGGUGGUUCUAAGUGCGUAUAAGCAAAUUCGGAAACAGGAUGAGCCUGUCUUGAGUGAUUUUGACGAGGACGGAUUUGAUUUGGCAUUUUCAUUUUUUAGACCUAUUAUCCAAGGAACAGCAGACGUAAGCAACAAACUCACCCAAAAAGAACUCAAAAAAUCCGUCGAUUUCUGCCUCAAUGCAUUCCAACCCACGACGGAAGAACAGCGCGACGCUGUCAUGUCGAAACUCGACAUGGCACCCCCCACCAAUUCCUCGACCAUGGACCCCAAAACCCACGAACAAACCUUGGUACUGACGGAGAAACUCACCGAGGAAGAAACAAGAGUCAUGAAACAUAUUCGGGCGCGUCAGAUGAUGAAAACGGAAGAUACAAUGAGUAUUGAUAAUUUCAGCACCGAUACGAUUAUGGGUCUAGCGCCGGUAAUGCAGAGAGGGAGUUUGGGGUUGAGGGUUUCGGAUGGGAAGAGCGGGGGGAAGAAGGAGGUUCUGGAUGUUUUCGCGGCGGUUAAGAGGGAGGAUGGGAAGGGGGAGCAGGGGAGUAUUAGGGCUUGUUGA
Sclerotinia borealis F-4128 is the source of this 1707-nucleotide messenger RNA. NCBI's taxonomy places the organism in Eukaryota, Fungi, Ascomycota, Leotiomycetes, Helotiales, Sclerotiniaceae. The record is from the annotation of a GenBank genome assembly.